This is a messenger RNA of Cucurbitaria berberidis CBS 394.84, 1551 nucleotides long. RefSeq lists its product as uncharacterized. Bases 226 to 1446 code for a protein of 406 amino acids. The transcript has a single exon. The record is from RefSeq and is a predicted model, not a curated record. NCBI's taxonomy places the organism in Eukaryota, Fungi, Ascomycota, Dothideomycetes, Pleosporales, Cucurbitariaceae.
CUUGAUUUGACUUUAGACAUCCUCCACAUCUUUCAAGCUCUACUUGCGUGCCCUGUUUGCUCGAAUCUUCGCAUAUACUGUUUGAGGAAGCACCCUGCAGUUUCCAAAACGAAUUUCCAAAGUCAACACUGGUGAUUAAGCCGUGGCGUGCGGAAGGAGAUACUCGAAAAUCUGCCAAAAAUUAUCUGAUCCAUUCUUGAAAUUUGCUGUAGAAUCAGAAAUUCAAUGGCAUCCAAGCCGUUAUCGCCCGGGCCUACGUCGACAACGACCUCGUCAGCAAAGCAAGCCAGAUCGAGGAAGGCUGCCAGCUCGAGCCAAUCUAUGGAGGGCAAUGCAGGAAGAGCAGGAUCAGCGGGUGGCAUUGUACUGGAGAAAGAUCAAGGGGUGAAGAGUACGAGCACGGCGAAGCUAGCAACGAAAGCUCCUUCUAACUUGGCCGUGAAAGAUGUGGCAUCAGAGGCGACGACUACAGCAAACAAGCCACGACGCAAGCCUAGGAAGUUGAACAAGGAGCCUACGUCUACUCCAGCUCAGCAAGCUGUGAAUACGUCUACACUUGAGCGAAAACCGGAACCGACAUCCGAGCUCGAGGCACUUAAAUCUCGUGUGAGAGGAUUAGAGGCUAAAGUAGAGGAGUUGUAUAAUACUGGUGGAGACGUACGACCAGCACGCUCACCACGUCGGCGCGGCAAAGGUCGCAAGGGUUCCUCUGCUACUCAGGUCCCCACCAUCAACAACGCUGCCAAAGUACAGGAGGUUGAAGAUGACGAAGAAGAAGCAGACGAAGAGCUCGUCCGUCUGGAAGGAGAACUGGAAGUCGCACGUCAGGACUUGGAGUCGUUCCGCCCGCGCAACAAGCGAACUGUCUCGCAAGAGGAUGAUGAUGUGGAAGAAAUACCACGCAGUGGCGAAGGCUUGGAGGAAAACAAAGGCGUUGGGAACAGACACGUAACCCUCUCAGGCAGCUACCGCAUCCCACUCCCCACGAAUGUCAGCAUGGACGAUGUCAAGACCAUCCAAAGCGGCGUCUCGGCGGCUCAGAGCGUAGCGAGAGGUUUCCUUGACCAACGAAGAGCAGCGGCGGCUUUGCGGGAACAACAAACCCCUAUCUCCAAAGCGUCAAAUUCGCAAGCUUCCUCCGCACCCAAGCGACCGAAACCCAAAUCUAUGAGCUCUUCGAUGGAAGUGUCUGUCGACAAUAGUGCCGGAAAGCAGAGCUGGAGCGACUGGAUCGGCGGCUACAGCGUGGCCAUCUCCCGAGCCGUCAACAAGAUUGAGCACGAGGCUGCAGUAGAAAGUCAGAACGCGGGGGGCGCAAGUGCGGCCAAAGCGCCCGCGCAGACGGGUCGGACGGGAAGUGCGCCUUCGUCGAAGAAAAAUGUUGGGGGAAGGAGGUCAGCGCCAAAGGCAAAGGUGGGUAAUGAGGCACAGGAGUUGAUGAGCUAGGCUGGACAGUGUCUUGUAGCGUAUACGGUUCUUCACGUCGACUAUAGGGUCUUGUACAUUAUCGCGAGCUAAAUUUACACAAAUACGAUUUUAUAUACGCCGGGA